Messenger RNA from Dermacentor albipictus, 2799 nucleotides. Lineage: Eukaryota; Metazoa; Arthropoda; Arachnida; Ixodida; Ixodidae. The record is from RefSeq and is a predicted model, not a curated record.
AGAUUUUCCGCGUCGCCACGUCGGCACGACAGCCAGGCUGGUAGACAAGGCACGGUAGGCCUAAGCGUCAGCGGAGCCCCGAUCCGCUGCGUCGGCUUCCGAGAUGGAAGUCGUGCAAGUCGACGGGGAGGAAAUAUCGCCGACGGAGCUCGGAAAACAGCAGGGAUGGUGCGAGAUCAAGCGUAACACCAAGAAGGCGGCGGAUGACGACGACCCUGCGACGAACCAGCAAACCGCGACAGCGUCUUCCGAGAAGGCGGCGUCUAUAAAGCAAGCGACGCACUACGUGCGGAAGAUCACCAUGGCGAGCCGAAUGCCCAACCUACCCACGGACGACUACAAGAUCAUCGUGCGGCCCCGGGACGGCAUCAACGUGUCGAAGUACCAGAAGGACCGCGUCCAUUGCUGCAUACGCAACGCAGCAGGCGUGGGACGCGAGGCAGCUGAGGAGGACAGCGUUUGUCUCAAUGAGCGUCAAAACGUGAUAGUGGUGAGCACUCCGUCAGAAGAUCGCGCUAGACGAUACGGCAGCAUUUGCAAGCUGCGCAUUGGCGACCGCGAGUUCGAAGCAAGCGCCUACAGAGCGGCUCCGGAGAACACAUCCAAAGGUGUUAUCAGGGGCAUAUCGCUAGACGAAAAGCCGGCGGACGUCGUGAGAAGUCUCGUGAACCAGCGAAACCCGAACGUCCUGCAUGCCAAGCGCAUGGGGAACACGAGCAACGUGGUCAUCCUCUUUGACGGCUACUACGUGCCCCGUUACGUGAACUACGGCGGGAUGUUGAUGAGGUGCUCUCUCUACAAGAAACAAAUCGACAUGUGCUACGAGUGCGGUCGUCUGGGACACAGGACCGACGUGUGCCCCAACCCGAACGACAAAAAGUGCCGCGGGUGCGGAUGCAGCAACCCACCCGACGACCAUCGGUGCGAGCCGGUGUGCCAACUGUGUGGGAAGGGUCACCUUACCGGGGACCGCAAGUGCAAAGCCAGGUACAAGACGCCGUGCCUAGUCAAGCGACGACAAUGGGAACGCAGAAUGCGCGAGGAGGCUGAGGCCGCUUACGCCAGCAGCAGCACCUACGACUGCAGAGAGGAGAGCUACCGACAACGCCCCACACAGAGACGAGCUAGCGCCGACAGCCGCUCGGCCUCGAGGGAGAGCCGUGCACGUAGCCGCACUCGCUCCCGCACUCGUUCUCGAGCCCGCUCUCGCACCAGCUCCCGCCCCCGCUCGGUGAGGCCUCGCAGCAGGUCGACGGCCCGUGCCAGCCAUGCAGCUGCAGCGGAAGAUGGACGAGGAUCCAACCCCCCACAGGUGAGCUGGGCGGCGGUCGCCUCCGGAGGCGCACCUCGUGCGCCGCUAUCGCGAACCGAGACUGCCAUUAAUAGAAACCCCGGAGCAACUAGAAGCAGCAGUAGCGCUCAGAGUAGCAACUACGGAACAGAAAGCGUGUUACAGAAGCGACUGGAUCAGUUAGAAUCCGUCAUCAAAACACUACAGCAGGAAAAUGCUAGGCUAAAGAACGAAAUUACCACGUUAAAAGGGGCCCCAGCAACCCCCUCUCCUCCUCCUCUGACCAAACCAGUCGCCGCAGACGCAGCUGCUCGAACGGUCGAGAGCGCGGAGGAAGUCAUGGAGGCGCAGGACGCACAACCCGCUCCUACUAAACGCAAGGCGCUAGACCCGCAACAGACCGAGACCACAUUGCAAACGCGCGAGCAGAAACUCCGCGAGCGAGUCGACAGACUCGAAGACAAAGUAGACGCGAUGAUGACGCAACAAGCGCAUCAAACAACGCAACUGAACCGCGCAAUCGCUCAGCAAACCGCGCAAACCGAACAGCUGAGCAGUGCAAUAGCACAACUCACUCAAAUGGUUGCGACGCUCCAAUCGCGCAUAGACAAUAUUGAAAUGCGGCUCCCGGGCGCAGCGGGUCGCCCGGUACGGACGACUGGGAAACCGUACCUUAGGCCGAUACCAGACGAAGAGGUGCAGGAUCAGCCGGACGGCAAAUAAUAAUGCGGACAGUCACGAUGGCUCAACACACCACACAAACACAACGCCCACGACCGCGUAACACACAGAACACGUUCACAAUCUGGCAGUGGAACUGCAGGGGGUACAGGAGGAAACGGGGGCAUCUUCAACAAUUCCUACGCAACCGGGAACGGCCUGACGUAAUCCUAUUACAAGAAACCAAUGACGCGGUCAAGCUGGCCGGUUACAAAGCGAUCGAUGAGGCCGUGACCGCGGGAGCACCGCCGGCCGCUGCAACGCUAGUGAGACGCAACCUCACCGUGGCGCAACGCGAACUCAAGAACGUUAGAAUACCGCACGUGCUGAUUGAGCUUAUUCCGACGACAGGGCGCGGUCUGUUUGUAUUGAACGUGUACAGUAGACCUAAAGGCAAACACCGCUUUAGCACGUUACUGCGAAAGGCGAGCGAGGCAGCCGGCGACAGGCCCUUAAUCAUCGCGGGUGAUUUCAACGCGCCUCACGCGGCGUGGGGGUACAAGUACGAAACGCCGAAGGGUAAGCGCCUGUGGGGAGACGCGCAGAAUGAGGGGCUGGAGCUCGUUACGGACCCUUCCGCGCCCACACGCAAGGGCAACAGCGUAUGUGCGGACACUUCGCCCGACCUUACGUUUACGAAGAACGUCGCUGGCGCGCGGUGGCAUAACACCCAGGAGGACUUGGGUAGCGAUCAUUCGGUGAUCGAGAUCCAGGUCGAUGUGGGACCGCACUACCAUCACCACGGUCAUCGGGACGGCACCAAGGGCAACCACUAUCGGCUGGUAGAA